This is a messenger RNA of Bradysia coprophila, 1220 nucleotides long. Its product is annotated as SAC3 domain-containing protein 1. Gene Ontology annotation, biological process: spindle assembly; centrosome duplication. Gene Ontology annotation, cellular component: nucleus; spindle; centrosome. The record is from RefSeq and is a predicted model, not a curated record. Lineage: Eukaryota; Metazoa; Arthropoda; Insecta; Diptera; Sciaridae.
UUGUUGCUCUUGUUUCUGUUGUUGUGAGUAAAUAGUAAAGAGUCGUUUUAAGGUUUAUUUCAAAAAAAUGAAUUUGAACGCUUUUGUAAAGGGAACUUGCGACGAUUUCUGUCCACCAAAGGAGAUAAAAAUGCGCGCAACCGAAAAGUUACUUCAUUUCUUCGAGAUGUAUCCACCUUUGGAAUAUUCUCACAUUGUGCAAAAAGUACCGGUCAAGUGUUUCAGCAGAUCAGCUGCAGGAAUUCAAACUCCAGAAGCAGCCGAUCUUCGUACGGUUGGUUCGUUAUCACGUACCGUGGCAUAUCUGCUCGAAUAUAUCUUAAUGGACAAUAGAAAACCGUAUCACUACAGAUACGAUUUUAUUUUCGAUCGGCUCAGAUCAGUACGCCAAGAAAUUGUGAUACAAAAUCUGAAUGAAGUGCAAACGGCUCAAUUGAUUGAACCGAUGGUUAUGUUUUUGAGUUAUAGUAGCUAUAAAUUAUGCCAAUCAUCAAUCGAUGUCUUCGAUCCGAAGAUAUGUUAUCAGCACCUACAGGAAUGCCUUAAGAAACUGUUAUGUUGUUACGAUGAGAUCGAGCAACAACACGGAACCCAUUUACAAAAUAGAGAAUUUUUCGAAUGUCUGUACGUUGUGUUCAAUUUGGGGAACGUUGAAGCGUUAAACAGGGCACUUCAAUUGAGUGCAUCGGUACAAGGCGAAUUAUUCCAUAAAUGUUUGUCAAUGUCGUUACACUACGCCAGUGGCAAUCUCCACAAUUCCAUCAGAGCAGUUAAACAGUUACCUCCAAUUCUAUGUGGCGUUGCAAUGCUAACGCUUCAGAAAAUUAGACGAGAACUUCUAUUGCGAUUCUCUUCUGCGUACCACAGUAAAAUGUUGACGGUGCCGGGCGCUUGGUUAGCCAAUAUAUUAAUUUAUGAUAACGUGCAAACUUUGCUCUCCGACUGCCAAUAUUAUAACAUUGAAGUCAAUUUGAACGCGAGACAGAUCAAAUUCAAUAAAUUGACUUUCGACCAAACGAAGGAUGUGAUACCACCGCGUCAUGAAACGUUUGCAGAUGCUAUGCUACCACCAAUUCGAAUUUCAGAUGUCCUUCUGCUUCAUUGAUACAACGAAAUUAUGCAAGAUCUGGUUAUCACCGUGUUCUACUUAUUUAGAAUUAGAUUUUUGAACUUUUGUUUGAACUACGAUAAAUAUGAAUAAAAUGCAUUUUACAACCAUC